Molecule: messenger RNA, 2233 nt
Organism: Struthio camelus australis
Lineage: Eukaryota; Metazoa; Chordata; Aves; Struthioniformes; Struthionidae
Source: RefSeq, a predicted model, not a curated record
UGCGGAGGGGGGCAUCCACAUCUCCCCACCACAGGCUGUCCCAAUUCCCCCCAGCCAGCCACUGGGUGGGUAGGAGCAAGCACAGGUGGUGCUGAUGCAGGGCUCGGGCUGGCCCCAGAGGGCAGGACUGAUUCAAACAGCCAAUCAGCACCUAGAGAGAGCUGGCAGGAUGGGACAUCCUGUACCCUUGCUGCCUGGCAGAGCCAUGAAACCUGUUCUCUUGCCAAGGAUUCUUCCCCUUCCUCGGGGCUUCCCAAGGGUCAGGACACGCUGGGAAUGGGAUCAUCACCUCCCAUCUGCCACGGGCUCCCUUGGUCACCCUUGGCAAUCACGCAUCCCUGCCUCAAUUUCCCCUUCAGACAGUGGGCUUGCAGUGGUGGGGAUGGGACCAGAGCUGGGUCAUUUCAGGGGAUCUUCGAGAGCUGGUGGGAGGAUGGACGUGAACCAGAGUGACUGCUCUAAGGGGCUGAUGUGACUCAGCCCUGACCGUCCACAUGGUCUCCGUGCCAUGGACCCAGGCCCUCACAGGUGCUUUCUGGGAGCAGGGCCUCUGCCCGCUGCCAGGAGGCCACCCCAUCCUGGUGGGCAGUGGUUAGAGCCUGGGCUAAAGCACUGGCCUAGCCAAACUCUGCCUCGAGGCAGGGUCCAUCCCUGCACAGCCAGAGCCCCGGGGCCAAGGGACCCCCCAGCUGGGAGGGGAGCAGUGGGGACCCUCCACACAGGGCACCCUCUGUGCCCAUGUUCCCCCACCUUCCCUGGACACUCCACUGGGCACAGGGCACCGCCUGGUCCCUGACCUGCUCCUCGUUGGGUCUCAGACAAGGCUGCAUUCAUUCAGGACUGGGCAAUUAGACCUGGAAGGGGCCAACGCUGUCACCUAACACUCGCACAAAUUAUCCCUGCUCUUGUGUAACCUGUUGCAUAAAGCGGGGGCUGGCGGGAGGGGUGCUGCCAGCAGUGGGGUAUAAAGGCGGGUAUGGGAAGAGGCACGUCCAUCCAGCCCACAUUCAGCUUCUUAAGUGAGGAUGAAGACCGUGCUGUCAAGCCUGGCAUUAGCCCUGCUCUGCCUGCCGUGGACGCAGGCUGAGGCCCCUGUGCAGCCAGGCUUCGACUCUGAGAAGUUUGCAGGGACAUGGCACAUCAUGGCUGCCGUUUCCAACUGCCCAGUGUUCCUGAGCAUGAAGGAUAAGAUGAAGUCAUCCAUCAUCGUCACUAACUUCACACCGGAGGGCAACCUGGCUAUGAAGGUUAUUUUCCCCAUGUCAGAUGAAUGCAAAAAGCUUGAGCUGUUCUUCCAGCAAAGUGGGCAGGCCGGGCACUACAUCGACACAGCAGCAGAAGAGAAGCGGGACCUGCGUGUGAUGGAGACGGACUAUGAUCACUACGCCAUUGUAUACACCGUCAAGGAGAGUGACAGGGAGCCCAGCACCACACUGCAGCUCUACAGUGAGUUUGGGAGUGGGGACAGGUGCCUCAGCUCUCCAAGGCCAAAGCAAGACGUGGCCACCAGUGAGUGGCAGAGGCAGGGCUCCCCACUGCCAUCCACUGCCACCACAUCAGCACUGAACUUUCUAGCACCAAGGCACAUGCAGGAAAUUCAUUUUGGUAUGAAUGAAACUUUGCAUCAAAAAUAUCCCCCUGUUAUCCUGUUUCGAAUCAAAUCCCCUCCUGCAGUGUUUCAGUCUGGCUGCAAACCCCCAUAAUAUACCAGUUGUACUGAGCUUCUGAGGUUGGAGCAUCAGGCAACUCACAUCCACCCAUGCAUCCUGGUGACUACCUCUCACGCAUGGGUCCCAGGCUGUUGUGAGCUCCAGCCAGUGCUUACUCAUCUUGCCUGCCUUGUAAGCCCUGCUAGUGGCUCUCAUGGGCGGGUGGGCAGAUGGCCCCCCAACCAAGCAAGUGGGCUGUCCAUGCAGAGGGGUUUGUGUCCUUUUUCUGUCAGCCCAAGGCAACGAUGGGAUGGCCAGAACAACAUCCAGUGUCCAUCGCGUGGCUGCAUUUCUCCGUUGCUUUAUCACUGCUUGUUUUUUCUUCUCUGGAAUCCCAUCCCUGCACUCAUGGGAGCUGGGCCCUGCAUGUCCAGCUUGCCACCAGACCACCAGCUCAUCAACUUUGCCUUUCCUUUGGGUUUCUGUCUGCAGCGAGGGGGCAGGAUGUGGACCCCCAGCUCCUGAAGAAGUUCAAAGAGCUCUACCCCACCAUGGGCCUUACUGAUGACAUGCUGGUGGUCAUG